AUGUCGGCAGCUUCUCGUCUUGUGGCUUGUUGGCUUGAUUCAAAUAUUGGUGUAACCGGCGCAUAUCCUGAAUUGAAGCAACAAUUCAGCGGUGUUUCAGAACGCAUUGAAAAAUGGCAUUACUUUGAUUCAGGCGAUAAGUUCAUCCAAUUUAUCGAUGAAAAUCCUAAUAUUACACUUGUUACUAUUAUGUCCGGUCAUCUUGCGAAAACUGUUGUUACAGCUGUAUCUGAUCGGACUUCUUUACAUAGUGUUUAUAUCUUUUGUGGUAAUACAGCGAAAUAUCGAUCAUUACUAUUAAAUGAACAUAAGGUUAAAGGUGUAUUCAAUUCUGAAGAUGAUUUAUAUAGACAAAUGUAUUCGGAUUUACACCAAGAAUUUCCAUAG
Rotaria socialis is the source of this 387-nucleotide messenger RNA. Lineage: Eukaryota; Metazoa; Rotifera; Eurotatoria; Philodinida; Philodinidae. The record is from the annotation of a GenBank genome assembly.